Molecule: messenger RNA, 1353 nt
Organism: Parasteatoda tepidariorum (common house spider)
Lineage: Eukaryota; Metazoa; Arthropoda; Arachnida; Araneae; Theridiidae
Product: protein disulfide isomerase CRELD1
Source: RefSeq, a predicted model, not a curated record
CUACCUUCCUCAAAUCUAAAUAUUGAUACUUUGAACCGGUAGACGUGACGUAAACUUAAGUUAAUAGUCUAUAAUUUGUCUUUUAAAUUAUCAAAUAAUCCGGUUUCCAGACAAAAUGUUUAAUAUUUUAAUUUUGUGAAAAGUCUUAAAAAUUAUUGUUUAUUUUUGGCUUUUUUUUCUGGGAUAAGAAGAAAAACCUUUAAAACUUUCAACAUAUUGUACAUAAACUGUACUGUACGUGGAAGAAAUUGACUUGGUUUUUCGCUAGAUAAUCUUUCCUUCUCUCCAGAAAUAAUUCCCCUAUAUUUUGUUAACAAAGUUACAAAAAAGUAGCAAUAUAUAGUAACAGAACAAAAUUCUGCUCCCUAAAAUAUGAUAAAUUUAACGACAAAAUCCUGUGCGAAAAGUAGUUUAUCUACGCAGAUAAAUGUAAAGAUGAAAAUCAUUAUGUGCCUGUGUUCACUCAUCAUGAUUUUCAGUAAUUGCUCUAUCACUGCUACUGAUAUAUCAUCACUAUCAAGUUUAGAAAGCUUAAGUAAAGCGUCUGUUCACCAAAAAACUGUUUCUCCUUGUUCUGCUUGUAGAAAUCUAGUAGAGUCUUUCAUUAAAGCUGUAGGAAGUACAACAAGGAUGAGUUUUGAAGGAGGUGAUGCUGACUGGGAGAGAGAAAAACUAGGAAAUUAUGAAAACAGUGAACUUCGCUUUAUUGAAAUUCAAGAAAAGUUAUGUUCUGAUCUGAAAUCUGGAAUUGAUCAGUGUUAUAAUCUUGCUGAAUUGUAUGAAGCAGAGUUAGAAGAGUGGUUCUUCAAUGUUAAAAUUAGGGAGCACUCAGAUUUGUUUUCUUUUUUAUGCAUUAAUCACAUUAAAAUUUGCUGUCCUAAUAACACUUAUGGGCCUAAUUGUUUUCCUUGUCCCGGUGGCGCAGAGGAGCCUUGCAAUGGUCAUGGUACAUGUAAGAAUGGUGGAACUCGAGAAGAGCCUGCAGAAUGUAUUUGUGAUGCUGGCUAUAUUGGCGAUCUUUGUAAUGAAUGUAAAAUUGGUUACUAUAGUGAUGUAACAGGGUCUAAAUUAUCUUGCAAUAUGUGUGACAAAUCAUGCAGAGAUCAUUGUAGAGGACCAGGACCAAAGAAUUGUGAAGUUUGUUCAGAUGGUUACAAUUUUCUUCCUAAUGAAGGAUGCUUUGAAAUAAGUAAACUGAAUGAAGAGGCUCAACUCUCAUCUGAGAAUUCUUCAAAUGAAACUGAACAUUCAGAUUUACAGUUAAACCCAGAUGUGUUAAAUCUAAAUGGCCAACAGUCUGAUCAUCAAGAGUUAUAACUUAUUUUUAGUUUAAAUGAUUUAUUUGCAUUUGAA